AUGUCCGUGCACGUGUUCAGCAACAACGUGAAGGUUCUCAGAAACCGGAGUUUGUCAUUGGCCGUCUGCUCGUCUUCUCACUAUAGCACUGAAUCUUCUGAACCCCAUGUCAUCAAGAAUCCGUCUCUGUCUCAACUGAAAAGGGGUACCGGCGGUCGGUCGAGUUUCAAUGGAGUGGUGGCCACCGUUUUUGGAGCGACCGGACUUUUGGGCGGUAGUCUCAUCAACAAAUUAGGCAAGAUCGGGACACAGUUGAUUAUUCCAUAUCGAGGAGAUGCCUACUUCAUAAGGGAGUUGAAACUUGCUGGCGAUCUGGGUCAAGUGUUAUUUCAACCAUAUCACUUGCAAGAUGAAGAAUCUAUCAGGAAAGCGGUAAAAUACUCAAAUGUUGUCAUAAAUUUGGUGGGACGUGAUUGGGAAACAAAAAAUUUCAAAUUCAAUGAUGUCCAUGUUGAAGGAGCAAGACGUAUUGCACGUAUUAGUCGCGAGAUGGGUGUUGAACGGUUGAUUCAUGUAUCUGCACUUAAUGUUGAUCCAUUGCCAGCUCCUAUCUAUCUGAAAAAAGGAUCAGGAUUUUUGGCAUCUAAAAAAGUUGGUGAACAAGCAGUAUGUGAUGAGUUUCCUGAUGCUACUAUUUUUCGUCCAUCAGACAUUUAUGGUCAAGGAGAUAGAUUUUUAUUGAUGUACAGUCACGCAUGGCGUCGUAGUCAGCAGAAAGUUGUUUUAUGGAAGAAAGGAGAACAAACAGUUAAACAACCUGUUGCAGUAUCUGAUGUGGCAUAUGGCAUUGUGAAUGCUAUGCUUGAUCGUUCAACAAAAGGGAAAAUUUACCAAGCUGUGGGGCCAACUCCUUAUAUGUUAUCCGAUUUGAUCGAUUGGAUGUUUGCAGUUUUACGCCGUAAUAAGCAAUUCAACUUUGAUUAUAAACGUACUGGUAUCCUGGAAAAUCCUCAAUAUCUAAUAAAAAUGUGGUUAACAGACAAACUCUGUCCCAGUUGGCCUCCAGGUUAUGUUACCUCUGAGCGCUUUGAAAGAGAGUUUGUGAGUGAUAUACUUGAUGAAAGGCUGCCAACGUUGGAAGAUCUAGGUGUUAAACUAACCAAGACAGAAGAGCAUAUACCUUAUGAGCUAAGAUUUUUGAGAGCUUUCCAGUCAUACAUGGAUUCGAUUGGUGAAUUUGAAAACCCAGCUCCUCCACCCCCUUACAUAGCAUCACCGAAGCGUACUUUCACAUAA
Macrosiphum euphorbiae (potato aphid) is the source of this 1236-nucleotide messenger RNA. The record is from the annotation of a GenBank genome assembly. NCBI's taxonomy places the organism in Eukaryota, Metazoa, Arthropoda, Insecta, Hemiptera, Aphididae.